This is a messenger RNA of Achroia grisella, 753 nucleotides long. RefSeq lists its product as uncharacterized. Bases 1 to 753 code for a protein of 250 amino acids. Lineage: Eukaryota; Metazoa; Arthropoda; Insecta; Lepidoptera; Pyralidae. The transcript is spliced from 6 exons. The record is from RefSeq and is a predicted model, not a curated record.
AUGAAAUUGAAAACCACUUUCUUGUUAUUAUUAGUGUAUUGUGUGGAGGAAUAUUGUUUGGGAACAAAGUUGUCUAGUAAAAAUGAACUAAGGAGUAGCAGAGCUGACGAAGGAAUGGAUGUAUCAGAUUUUUCUGUUUAUUACGAUAUAGAAACGAAUAAGGUAAUAAAGAAAAUGAUGCCCCGUCCGUGGUAUAGUCCUGGAUGGUCAUUACGUUUACCAUUUACCGGCGGCAAGUGUAAAUGUGAUAGUUAUGUAUGUGAAUGCUGCACCGGUGUCCGUAUUGAAUCUUUAAAUUUUGACAGAAGAACAUGCGCUGUACUGACAUUUGAACCUUUGGAAUCUACUUUAGACUUGGAAGUGAGAAUGAAUAAUGACAGUGUAUACAGAAAUACGUUUUCUGCCCGAAAUCCGCCGCCAUUUUGCAUUCCGAUUCCUGUACCUUAUCUACCGCCAGGCCUGGUAGAUAUGUGCGUAAGGCUUUUCGACAUUAACAUAAUUCAGCAGAUGUUGCAUGUCUGUAUGGAUAUGGAUACCAGAAUUGAUAAGGCCCCUGUAUUGAUUCUACACUUCGAUUGCAUGGAUAUGGGACUAAAUGGAAUUGGUUUAUCGAAACCUGGCAAUAGUGGGCUAAAUCAAGUGUCAAAUGACACCGCUGGAACGGAGCAACUGGACAGCGACAUUUAUGACCCUGUAACGGAAAACAUUUCGACUACAACAAGAAUGUUUCAAAAUAGUAUUAAAUAUAUUUAA